GGGAUGCGGCCUCGGAGGGGCAGAGGCUGAACCGCCCUGCCCGCCGCGCAUCCUCCCCGCCUCCGCCGCUGCGCCGGCCCCCCGUCAGAUUCUCGGCCCAGCGGCAGGAGGGAGGACGCUGACUCCGCGGCAGGAAGGUGAAUGAACUUAAUUGAGAAUGUCUGAAAACCUUGACAAGUCCAAUAUAAAUGAAGCAGGAAAAUCAAAAUCAAAUGAUUCUGAGCAAGGCCUUGAAGAUGCUGUGGAAGGUUCUGAUGAAGCUUUACAGAAAAAAAUAAAGUCGGGCUCUCCUAGCACCCAGAGAGUACAAAGACCUCACUCCAGUCCUCCUCGAUUCGUGACAGUUGAAGAACUUCUAGAGACAGCUAAAGGAGUCACUAACAUGGCCCUCGCCCAUGAAAUUGUUGUGAAUGGAGAUUUUCGGAUUAAACCAGUCGAAUUACCUGAGGACAGCUUGGAGAAGAGAGUAAAGGACAUUGUACAUAAAGCUUUCUGGGAUUGCUUGAGCGUCCAGCUAAGUGAAGACCCCCCAACAUAUGACCGGGCCAUCAAACUUGUUGGUGAGAUCAAAGAGACUCUCUUAUCUUUCUUGCUGCCUGGUCACACUAGACUGAGAAACCAGAUAACAGAAGUCUUGGAUCUGGAUCUGAUAAAGCAGGAGGCAGAGAAUGGGGCCUUGGACAUUUCCAAGCUGGCGGAAUUCAUUAUCGGCAUGAUGGGGACACUGUGUGCACCUGUUCGAGAUGAGGAAGUUAAGAAACUAAAGGACAUUAAGGAAAUUGUACCCCUUUUCAGGGCCAUUUUUUCCGUGUUGGACAUGAUGAAAGUGGACAUGGCAAACUUCGCUGUCAGUAGCAUUAGGCCGCAUCUCAUGCAGCAGUCAGUUGAAUAUGAAAGGAAGCAGUUUCAAGAGCUUUUGGAGAAGCAGCCAAAUUCCCUGGACUUUGUCACCCAGUGGCUGGAAGAAGCCGCAGAUGACCUCAUGAAUCAGAGGUAUAGAAAUGCCCUGCCAGCUGGGGGAGGGGCGGCUGGCUCUGAGGCCAGUCCCAGGCCAGACCCUGCUGCGGUCCAGAAUUAUGCGUACCUGAAGCUUCUGAAGUGGGACCACCUGCACAGACUUUUCCCUGAAACAGUUUUGAUGGAUCGUUCUCGCUUUCAAGAGCUGCAGCUUCAGCUGGAACAGCUGACUGUCCUGGGGGCCGUGUUGCUGGUCACGUUCAGCAUGGCAGCCCCAGGAAUUUCCAGCCGGGCUGACUUUGCUGAGAAACUUAAGAUGAUUGUGAAGAUUCUGCUCACGGAUAUGCAUCAGCCCUCCUUCCAUCUGGAGGAUGCCCUCACUGCCGUUGGGGAGAAGGUCUGCCUGGAGGUGAGCAGCUGCCUUUCCCAGUGUGGGUUCAGUCCCCUCACCCCGGACAAGGAGGCCGUGCUCAAGGGCCAGAUCCAGGCUGUGGCCAGUCCUGACAACCCCAUCCGCAGGAUCAUGGAUUCCCGAAUCUUGACUUUCUUAGAAACCCACCUUGCCUCAAGUCAUCAGAAGCCGUUGCCCACAGCCCCUGGGGGGUUGGGUCCGGUUCAGAAGGAGCUGGAGGAAGUCGCCGUUAAAUUCGUUCGCCUGGUCAACUAUAACAAGAUGGUCUUCAGCCCCUACUAUGAUGCCAUCCUCAGUAAGAUCCUGGCCACGUCCUAAGGCCGGUAUUACCCCCUUGACUCAGAAUACCUGUUCUCAGCUGUAAUGUUGCUUUGGAAAAUGGAUAUUUAGUCCAGUUGUAUUUAACAGCCCAGACCCCAAAAGGAAAUAUUGUGUAUCACUGUUGAAAAGACUUGAAAAAUGCACUGAAUUCUCUUUUGAGGGUUUGUAUUUAUGAGUGCAAGUUUACAUAUCAGAGAAGCUGUUACCUUGAGUGAUAAAGGAAGCCGCAGCUUUUAAACGCUGGGCUGCUGUAUUUCUCCACCCCGGCUCUAUUGUGAUUGCGGCUGCCUUGUCCCUCCCAGGAGCCCGGGACCUCCCUUCUGGGUCGUUUCUCUUUCAGACACCCAAGAGUAUCUGACAGCCACUCCAGAGUAAGCGAAACCAAGCCAUGACUGUGUUUAGGUUCCCGCCCCUCAGCCCCCACCCCUCGCCUCAACCUUAGGCCUUUGCAGUCUCACUCCUCCUCCCCACUUAGUGCUUUCUCCCCGCCUGGCCCAGCCGGAGCCCCAGAGGAGAGUGAUUUGAUUUUAAAAAGCUCAUUCUUUUAUACAGAAUUACUCCUGAGCCUGGGUAGCAGCUUGGGGACCUAGAGAAAGGAAAAUUCUGUGACUUUUAUGCCUUGAAAGUAAGGAAGAUUAUUUUUUUAAAAUAUAUAUUGGUGUAAUAUAAAAGAAGACGCCUGAAGUUGUCACUGAAAAACUCACUCUGUUAGAAUACAUAGGUAUAUUGAUUAGAUGUGAAUUCCAGAAUUGGAUUUAAGUUUUUUUCAGAUAAAAUAGCCUAAGCCUACGCAUUUGUUGGAUAAGGAAGUCAUAGAAAAUCCCUGGGUUUUUGAACCGUAUUUACUGAGGAACUUGGGUGACAAUAAUUCCUGGCAGAUCCUGUGACUGAAAAGGUCGCUUAGGUCUCGCAAAUGACCUGUUCUGCUAAAAAAUAAAAUGUGUGCACAUGCCUGUGUGCAUUUUAGACAGGGCCGUCAGGAUAGAAACAGAGCCGUGACCUAAGUUGUGGGGCCAUCGCUCCAACUGCCAGGACAGCAAGGGGUGAAAUCACACAAGGAAUCCCUUCACUGAAGCUGAUGAGGGCUGGGGCGGCUUGGAGGUUGAGAGACAUCCUCCCCGUAGACCGUCCAGAGCAGUGAGCGGUCAUGUGGGGGGAAUGUGAUUUCUCCAGAUAUUUGCUCCAGAUCGUGCUGUAGUGUUUUUACCUGCGGUCAGAAAUGUAGACGACAUGGUCGGAGGUCAUAUGAUCCAAGUUUUAGGCUCAAGGACAACAAACCUUCCCUGAUUUCUCUGGGAGGGGAUGAAAGUUCAAUAAGUAGAACUUUUAAAGAACAGCUUCACAUCUCGUAUUCAGUGAGGCCACCUCUGGAACAGUUUCUGGAGAUAAGGAGCCCUGGCAGCUGUGCUCCGGGCUCGUAGAGAAUGGGCUUCCGGGUGCAGCGCUCUUUUUUUUGCCUCAGCGUCGGGUGCAGGGGGGUGGAGGGUGGUCCCCCACCCCACCAGCAACAGGGAUGAGGGGGAGAGGAGCUUUACCCUCACUGAUGCGGGGGGGGGGGGGGGGGGUCACCCGCUCCUACAGCAAUUAUCCUCAAAAGUUCUUUCUGAUUUCUUGUGUAAAAGUUAACUCUCAGUAGAUUUUUUUUUUUCCCCCUCCAUGGGUUCCUACAUGCACAAAGUGAAGUUUGGACAGCUUGAAAUCUAGAUGCAUAUGUAACAGGGAGCGUCCCAGACUCCCGUGGUCCCCACUACCUCAGUGUCCACUGGUGGAAUUCUCCAAGAGCCAGAAUGAAGGGCAGAGUUCAGAAUCACGAUAUUCAUAUUGAAUGGUUUUGUUGUUGCUCUUUGAAGAUAAGUGAGCUAGUUUUGGUUUUGUUUUUGUUUUUUCCUGGGAUGUCAUUGGAUUAUCACUAAGGACAGAAGUUCAUAUAGUCACUCAGGAAAUGUUUGCUAAGCUUGUAACUCCCCCGCUACAGCUCUCCCUCUAAGACAAAAUACCUUUUGGCAAACUAUCCUUCAGGAUUGAAUUGGUUUUAUGUGCUGCGUACUGAUUGGAUUUGACAUGAUUUCCUGCCUAACAGGUUUAUGGAAAACAAGAAUCUUUUGUGAAAGUGCGAAGUUUAUUUGGCAGUAGUAGUACUUGACUCCAAGUAGGUAGACCUGAGCGCCUUUGAGAGUUGGGUCAAUAUCAGUAGGUCACUUACAGUGAAUGGUCUCCUGAGUGAAUGAAUGACUGUUUAGAACCUUGUUUAAAGUUGUCUCUCAGUUGAUUGGGAAGAUGGUGGGUGGGUUCUAAGUGUUGUUUUUUAAAUCUCAUUACUUCUAAAGCAAGCAGUAAAAUGUGUUUAUGUAACCAUAUAACCCAACUCUAGAUAGACUUCAGGGAAGAAUCACACUGAUAUCUUCUUGGUUAAUGCAGUGGACAGGUGUGUAGAAACUUUUUUCUCUAUGAAGAAAAGCUAUUAAAGAAUUUGACAUGAGAAUUCCUGUUGUGGCUUGGAUACUUGCCACAAGGGUUACGAACCUGACAAGUAUCCAUUAGGAUGCAGGUUCCAUCCCUGACCUCGCUCAGUGGUUAAGGAUGUGGCAUUGCCAUGAGCUGCAGUGUAGGUCACAGAUGCAGCUUGGAUCCCCUGUUGCUGUGGCUGUGGUGUAGGCUGGCAUCUGCAGCUGCCAUUUGACCCCUAGCCUGGAAACUUCCGUAUACUGCGGGUCCGGCCCUAAAAAGCAAAAAGCAAAAAAAAAAAAAAAGUUUGACAUUGUAGGCAUAUAAUAUGCACAUACUGACAGUUUUGAAUGGGUUAUUCAGCAGCUCUGUUUUUGUGGCCGUGUUUAUUUUAAUUUCUCCAAAGCCCAAAGAUUCCUGGGAAUAAAGCAACUACUUUUCUGGUGAGUUUCAAAGAGAGCAAAUAGGUGUUUGCUGUUUGAUUUCCAGUGACCUUUUGGCAUAUCCUGAUUUAUAUGUAUCUCAUUUGUAUUUUAAUUUUGAGGGAGGGUAGUAGAGUGGAAAGACUGGGAGUGUCAGGAAACCAGAGUUUGGGUCCUAUUUCUGUUAUGUGAUUAGCUGGGGCAAAUCAGGACCCAUUUCCAGUACUGAUGAAAUGAACAGACUAGAUUUGAUCUGUAAACGCCUUUCCAGUUCUGACAUUCUGUGCUAAAAAUGACUGAAAUAGCUUAAAUAGACUCAGCAGGCUUGUCCAGAAAGUUCCUGAUUUAGAGGAAAAAUCUGGGUUGAGUCUUUCCUCUGUUGCCUUCUUUCAGAUUGUGAUAUGGCGCCAGCCAUUCUUUCUUGGGCUCCACAUUCUCAUCUGUAAAACAGGAAUACUCCUAACUCACACUUCUUGUAAGGAUAAAAUUUGAUAAUGCUUAUACAUGAAAAAGGACUAUAAACUGCUUUAUUAGCAACAAAGGAGCACAUAUAACCCUCUGCCAGUGGGUGCACAUCUGUGCUCACCAUAGAUUCGACUGUCAGUGUCAAGCGCAUUUUUCAGGCCUAUAGCAAAGAUUUUCCUCCUGUCCUGUCCCAAGACUGUUAUUUUAUCAUCUCUUCUGUACUAGAGCUGCAAUCUUAUCUUGUCUGCCACCAUUCACCUCCACGCCGGUGACUUCUCCCCAUUUCUACCUCUUUAUUGUUUGAACUGAGUGCAUGAAUGAACAAAUGAGUGGAGGACUGAAUGGUAGUGGAUGAUGGGCUCUCAGACUCAUAUUCAAAGGCAUUGUCUCACUGAAAACAUAAUCUAAAUAAAGAAUUACAAAAAUGUU
This is a messenger RNA of Phacochoerus africanus (Common warthog), 5451 nucleotides long. RefSeq names its product t-complex 11 like 1 (gene TCP11L1). Bases 158 to 1687 code for a protein of 509 amino acids. Lineage: Eukaryota; Metazoa; Chordata; Mammalia; Artiodactyla; Suidae. The record is from RefSeq and is a predicted model, not a curated record. Gene Ontology annotation, biological process: signal transduction. The transcript has 10 exons.